UUUCACCAUCAUAAAAUUGACUACAGGCCCAUCAACUAUUAAUGAAUUUUGAAGUACCCUUGAAGGAUUAUGUUCGUGCUGUUCAGUCCAUAAAGGCUACAAUAGGAGAGAGAGCCAAUGCAUUGAGGCAACAAUGCGAACUGGCUGAAACAAUGAAGUUGAAGGAGAUAAAUCUUGACAAGCUCAUGCUAACACGCUCUGACAGAGUGGGAGAAGCUGAGCAUGAAUACAAGGAGGCAAGUCAUCCCAUCCAGGCUUUCACUUUAUGCCUAUUUAGGCCUUUAUUGCUUUUGCCUCCUCUAACAAUCAGUUUUAUUUGUUGCAUUUGA
Hibiscus syriacus is the source of this 329-nucleotide messenger RNA. Its product is annotated as sorting nexin 1-like. The transcript is spliced from 3 exons. NCBI's taxonomy places the organism in Eukaryota, Viridiplantae, Streptophyta, Magnoliopsida, Malvales, Malvaceae. Bases 42 to 329 code for a protein of 95 amino acids. Gene Ontology annotation, cellular component: endosome. Gene Ontology annotation, molecular function: phosphatidylinositol binding. The record is from RefSeq and is a predicted model, not a curated record.